UCAUAAUGCCAGGUCACGCGUCCAUAGUUACCAGCCUAACUGUGUGGUUGACAGUAGUUGACACUAAACUAACAUCGACUUUGUGACCAUUGAAUUGAGAGUCUCUACUACUCUGCAUUGAAUAAGUAUUUAUUACUUAUCCGUUAUGAGUUUUCAUCAAAAGAAUUUGUGGUGCGGAAAAUAACUCAAAUGAAUUUAUUCAGAAAAGUGAACCAUCGUCAUUACUGACUCAUUACUCAUUCUGUGUCAAUUUGUCGUUGACUUGGGCAUAACGACGACAAACUGAUUGCAAAACAAACUGAUGAACCGUCGUGCAGGCCUAUUGAUUUAAUUCAACAGCCAAACAAAUGCCACUACAGCGAGAUGCCAGUAGUGACAGCCUUUUGAACAAUGGGCCACGGUCUGAAUAUGUAAAGCGCUACCAAGAAUACCCAAUUCAAAAAACUACAAGUUACAGGCCUUCCAAUGAAGUGGUGAGAGGUCAGGGAAAAGUUGAGUCAGAAACAGUAUUCAGGAGAGAUUACCCAGAACAUCCUUUGCAAAAGCGUGAAAGGGCACGGCCUGUUGAUGGAAAUUUAAGACCUGAGGGUCAUCACGACUUUACCUCAUCCUAUCAAAAUGAGUUCCCUGAAAGGACAAUAGAAAAAAGAAAAGCAUACAAGCCAGAUUUUGAAAAAUCUCCUCUAGCUGCCUUUGAUGCGCAACCUUCUUAUCGAGACGACUACCGUGAGUGGGAAUUACCUAAGAAGAGUCCCAAAGAAAUACAUCAGUGGCAACCACCAGCCCAGCCUUUUGAAGGAAAGACAACCAUCAUGAAUGAUUAUAAAGAACACCAGGUCUCACCACGUGUGGAUCAUAGACCCAAUAAUAAACCAAUUCAUUCAGAGGAACCAUUCAAUGCAAGCACCGACUACAAAGAUACAUACAAAGAGCACCCACUUCCACAAAAAUUUUAUCGUGAGAAAGAACAAUGGCAGAAGCCUACAGUACCCAUUGAUAGCACCACCAUCCAGCAGAGGGACUACAAGGGUGUGUACGCACCAAAGCAGAAAAGUUUGCGGCCAGACAUGAACCCUGUCAAGUCGGAUGCUGCAAUAGAGAGUGAAACCACUCAUACCCUUGCUUACAAGCCCCAUGAGUUACCCAAGAGAUACAGGCAUGAAGGAGAAAAAUAUAAACGUCCAGAUGGCUACAUGGACCUCAACACCACCAACUCCAUGCAGUUUACUGAGCACCCACUACACAAACAGGAGAUACACAAACCUGAUUCAUCCCAUCUACUCCGAGGAUCAGGAGAGAUGUCUAAAGAUACCAAUUACACCAAGGACUACCUUGAAUAUCCAAUCAAUCGAGUGUCUCCUCUCAAGCCAAAAAAUGAUUACCAGGCCCCCACUGUUCCCAUGGAAUCUCAGACAGAGUACCAGGCUGACUUCUAUGGCAGGCAGCCAAUGCCCAGAGAAAACUUCAAGCCCAAAGAUGGUCCAUUUCAUUCCGACCAGCCCUUCGAUGACAGAACAGAUUACAGAGAUAAGUUCACAGAGUACAAGGUCAAUCCUCGACAGCAGCGCCCCAAAGAUGUUUAUACAAAACCUACGGCACCAUUAGAUUCCAGGACAACAGCCCAGGAUUCCUACCAAGGUCCGUAUCAAGCCAAACGUGACAGCUUUAAACCAGACACCAACAUCAUGAAAUCUGAUGCCCCUUUUGAUGACAGCACAACAAUGAACCGAGACUUCAAGGCACAUGAAGUUCAUCGAAGGGACAUUCCAAAACAACAGCAGUACCAGAAGCCAUUAGGAGAUAUGGAUUUGAUAACAAGUCACAAUACCCACUACAAAGAACACCCACUACAAAAACACACCAUUGAAAAGCCAGGUUCCUCACACUUGCUCUGGGGCUCUGGUGAAAUGAACAGCAAAUCAAAUUAUCAAGGAGAUUACAUAGAGCGGCCUAUAGAGCGUCGUAAGAAUAUGAAACCAGAAAAUGAAUAUAUGCCUCCUACAGCACCUAUGAACAAUGAAACAACACACCGUGCUGAUUUCUUUGAACGCGAGCUUGGACCACGAGAAAACUUUAAGCCUAGAGAGGCUCCAAUGAAAUCUGAUGUUCCCAUAGAUGACAGAACUGGGUACAGGGACUCGUAUGUUCCACAUAAAAUCACCCCCAGAGAGAUGAGGCCUAGGGAGGUCUACAAGCCGUCCACGGUGCCAUUAGAUGACAGGACAACUGUGCGGGAGUCUUAUCAAGGACCUUUCCAGCCUAAACGUGAGAGCUUUAAACCUGAGACUAAUCUCGUCCAGUCAGGAGAGCCCUUCCAGGGUGCCAGCAUCACAAACACAGACUUCAAAGAGCACAGACUGCCAGAUAGAUACAAACAUAAGGCAGAGGCUUACCAUAAGCCUGAUGGGAUCAUGGACUUGACCACAACAAACUCCACCACAUUCCAUGAGCAUGCCUUACAAAAACACACAAUAAACAGACCUGAAUCAUCUGGCUUAUUAAAAGGUUUUGGGUCCAUGAGAAAAGAUACCAAUUAUCAAGGAGACUUUCAGCACCCCCCACCAGUAAAACGUGAGAUUGUAAAAGCAAAAAAUGACUACAUUCCACCUUCUGCCCCCAUGGAUUCAACGACCACCACGCAAGACGCUUACACUGAGCAUGGCAUAUUCCCCAGGAUGAACUACAAGCCUAAAAAUGAUUAUUUUAGACCUGAUGUUCCAUUUGAUGACAGAACUGAUUACAGGGACAAAUUUACGGAACACCAGAUUAGUCCGAGGCAGCUUAGGGCUAAGGAGACUCACAAGCCCCCGUCAGCACCCCUGGAUUCAAGAACCAUCACCAACCAGUCCUACAUUGGUGUGUACCAGCCAAAGAGAGAAAGCUUCAGGCCAGAUCAAAACUACCACAAGCCUGACAUACCAAUAGAAAAUGACACAACUUUUGGCAGCAGCUUCAAACAAUGGCCCCUGGGAGAAAGAUUUCAGCACAAACAACAGCCAUAUGUCAAGCCUGAUGGAACAAUGGACUUAACUACUGUCAACAGGGAGACAUACAAAGAAGUUCAUGGGCAAAGACCUCCUAUGGCUAAAAUUGGUUCUUCAAAUGCUUUAGCUAUGUCAGGCACUUUUGAGAACAAUACAAGUUACAGUACGGAAUUUGUGCCCAAACAUAUGGAACAACGAAGGCUUGUAAAGCCAGACAAUGAUUACCAGCCUUCAAAGAUGCCGUUUGAAGACAAAACAGAAUACAGGUCCUCACACGUGGGUUAUGUUGCCCCUAGAGAAAAGAGUUUUCGGCCAAAUCUUUUGUCUGAUGCAUUAGGACAAAGAGAUCCAGCCAACCCUUACCACAUUCAAGAUGACUGGCGACAGAUGCUAAACAUGGCUAAUGAAACAACUGUUAGAGGAUAAACAAAAAACCUUUUGUUGGAGGUGAUCUGUGAUACGAUUUGUUGAAUGGAAAGAACAGUUGCAGUUAAAGUCAAAAUGUAACAUAGUUUUAACUUUCACAGCUACUGUUUAAUCUAAAUUAUUUAUUGGCCUGUAAUUAAUGUAAAAUUUAAAUUAAAAAACCAAAACUUGUCACAGGAUAUAAUUUUUGCUUCUACAACUAAUUUUUUUCCAUCACAAAAUGACCUGAUUGAUUUAAUCAUGAUUAUAGUUUUCAAAAAAAAUUUGCUUAAGUGACAACUCAUAUUUUUAAAAAUAUGUGAAACAAAAUGUUUGGAUUUAUUUUUUGUGAUUUUGUAAUGUAAAAUGAGUGUAUUAUUAAUGCCACAUAAAGAUAUUAUAAACACAUAUAUUGUGUGGAAACCAAUAUGAUAUAGAAUCUGUCAGCAAUGUUGAGUGUCUAGAAAUUAUUCAUGUCAAAUUAGGGAAGAUGAGCAGUUACAGAACUAGUAGACUAGCAUAGCUAGUUAUACCUGUAAUAGGGUGGGUUACUCUAAUAAUGCAGCCAUUAAUAUAGGGUGUGUUACUGUGGAAUGUAUAGUCAAAGUAAUUUACUUGAUGUGAAACCUACUUACUUAUUACAUGGCAUGUUAUGUACAUAGUACUUGAAUUUAUUUCAGGUUGUUUAUUUACAUAAUACAUAUGCACAUCUUCAAUUUUUAAUAGAGGUGAUGGUUACUUUAAAAAAUAAAUUAUAAACUGUAUUGGGCUGGGUGUAUUUUUUUUGGGGAGAUGAUGUUUGUGCACUGUUUUUUUUGCCAAUAAAUUAUAUUUG
Physella acuta is the source of this 4224-nucleotide messenger RNA. RefSeq lists its product as uncharacterized. Gene Ontology annotation, cellular component: centriole; cytoskeleton; axonemal microtubule. Gene Ontology annotation, molecular function: microtubule binding. The record is from RefSeq and is a predicted model, not a curated record. Lineage: Eukaryota; Metazoa; Mollusca; Gastropoda; Physidae.